Rana temporaria (common frog) is the source of this 909-nucleotide messenger RNA. It is a transcript of the gene SMIM30, whose product is annotated as small integral membrane protein 30. The coding region runs from base 487 to 672 and encodes 61 amino acids. The transcript is spliced from 4 exons. NCBI's taxonomy places the organism in Eukaryota, Metazoa, Chordata, Amphibia, Anura, Ranidae. The record is from RefSeq and is a predicted model, not a curated record.
AAAGUAUGUAGCUCCCUUAGUCAUUUGUCCCUGCAAUGGCACACUAGAUUCUGAGGGAGUGAGAAUGGUUGGUUUAUUUACAGAUACUCAUAUUUCAUGUGACAGGAUUAAGCGGUGUCAUCGCCUACAGCAAUUAGUCAUUUGCACGUAGUGACAUCACCCUGGUGACCUUGUGCUGUGUAAACAUGAGGCAUCAUGGGAUUUGUAGUAUAGAGCACUUCCUCUUUACAAUCUCUUCCUGAUGUGUAUCCCAUAACAAGGAAGGGUGUGCUGUCUGCAUGGUGCAGUUAUCCCUAUCAGAGAAGUUCCAUCAGGUUAACCCAAGUAUUCACAUCAGCAGGUAUCGUAGUCUCUUUCGCAGUUCAUGUGAGCCAAAGUUGGCAAAAUUCACGAACAAAGGCUGAAAGAAGUAUUUGAAAACAAGCAAGGCUUACUGUAUAUCAUUGAAGACGAGGAUACUAAAAGAAUUGAUUUCCUCUUUACUAAAUGGAUUUCCUUGGAAGGAUCUACCUUAUGUUGUCUGUUUGUAUAUCUCUGUUUUUUGUGCUUCCAGGGGUGGAAGCAGCAGAUGAAGGAAAUGUAAUCGCAGUCCUGCUUGGUCUAGUACUUACAGGCAUUUGUUGUUGUGCAUGUUUGGGGUACUAUGCCAGAAGCAGAGAUGGGCAGCCCUAACGUUUUUGUAGUCUAUUUAUUUGCACGUUUUGCAUUUUUCUCUGUCUCCUGAUAUUAUCUGGGAAGGGGUCUAUUUUUAUUAGCAUUUUUGGAAUGUAAUAUUAAUGGCCAGUUUAAUUGCCUACUCUGUUUAAAAAGAUUCAUUGACUUGUACAGUAUAUGAUUUGUCCUUUAAUACCAAAUGACAUUAAAAUGUGAGACUCGAUUAAAUAUUAAAUAUGUGUUUUUUUGAAAAAA